AGCCCACGUGCACAGCCACCCGUCGGGCCCGAGCACGUUCCAGAGAGAGAAAAAGAGCGUGAGAGCAACGGACGGCUGCGAGGGGGAGAGGGAGGGGCCGCCUGUGCCGCCCCGUUCUGCGUAGAACGCACGUAAUUUAAAGCCGGGUCGAGUUGGCAAAGCAAGCGAAAGACGAGCAAAAGCGAGGCAGGGGUUGAGUGACACUGGAAAGCUUCAUUCAAUGAGAGAUUGUAGUCUUUAAGUGAAGUUCAGGUGCCCAAGGGAGGAACAUGGAGCGUCUGACAUCGUUCAGCAGCUUUACAGAUGACCCUUUUGACAAGCCGCCAUGCCGAGGGUGCUCCUCUUACCUCGCAGAACCUUACAUAAAGUGUGCAGAGUGUGGCCCACCUCCCUUCUUGCUGUGCUUGCAGUGCUUCACAAUAGGAUUUGAGUACAAGAAACACCAGAGCGACCACACCUAUGAAAUAGUGACAUCCAACUUCCCCGUCCUUGAUCCGACUUGGACAGCCCAAGAAGAAAUGGCCCUCUUAGAAGCUGUGAUGGAUUGUGGCUUUGGAAACUGGCAAGAUGUAGCAAAUCAGAUGAACACAAAGACGAAAGAGGAGUGUGAAAAACAUUACAUGAAGCAUUUCAUCAACAACCCCCUCUUUGCAUCCACGCUAUUAAAUCUGAAGCAAGCGGAAGAGAAUCAACACAGUGAUACAGCCAUCCCGUUUUAUUCUGCUGAAGAUCCUCCGCGGCCUACCUUUGAUUCCUUGCUCUCCAGGGAUAUGGCUGGAUACAUGCCAGCAAGAGCAGACUUCAUUGAGGAAUUUGACAACUAUGCUGAAUGGGAUUUAAGGGAUAUAGACUUUGUGGAGGAUGACUCGGAACUUUUACACGCUUUGAAGAUUGCAGUUGUAGAUAUCUAUCACUCGAGGUUAAAGGAAAGGCAACGAAGGAAAAAGAUUAUAAGAGACCAUGGACUCAUCAAUCUCAGAAAGUUCCAGAUUCUGGAAAGAAGGUACCCAAAAGAGGUUCAAGAUCUUUACGAGAGCAUGAGGCGCUUUGCAAGGAUCCUGGGGCCAACGGAGCACGACAAGUUCAUAGAAAGUCACGCAUUGGAGUUUGAGCUGCGAAGGGAAAUCAAACGACUUCAGGAGUACAGGACGGCAGGGAUCACCAAUUUCUGCAGUGCAAGAACGUAUGACCGGCUCAAAAAGACCCGCGAGGAGGAGUGCCUGAAGCGCACGAUGCUCUCCGAAGUCCUCCAGUACAUCCAGGACAGCAGCGCCUGUCAGCAGUGGCUCAGCCGGCAAGCGGACAUAGAUUCUGGCCUGAGUCCCACGAUGCCCGUGACCUCAAAUUCAGGUAGACGGAGCGCACCGCCACUGAACCUCACUGGUCUCCCAGGCACAGAGAAACUUAACGAGAAAGAAAAGGAGCUCUGCCAGGUAGUUCGCUUGGUCCCCGGAGCCUACCUGGAGUACAAAGCGGCCUUAGUCAACGAGUGCCAGAAGCAAGGCGGCCUGAGGCUUGCCCAGGCACGAGCCCUCAUCAAGAUCGACGUGAACAAAACCAGAAAGAUCUACGACUUCCUUAUCCGGGAAGGAUACAUCUCCAAAGCCUGAAGGGGGAAGCGGGAGCCUUUGCUUUGACUCAAAAGACCCACCGUUUUGCUGAACGGUGGAUGGGAUAGUGAAGAGCUCUCUACGAAGGCCGGCUUCUCCUCCUGUUUUAAACUGUACCAUGUAAUGUUUUGUUGGCAUUCUGCAGCGAUGAACUUUUGGGAAGAGCUGUGGGAUGUGUAAUCUAUUAUUAAAGUAUGGAGUGGGCCUUCACACCUCUUGCAAUGAUUAAAAAAAGGAUGGAAGCGCA
This is a messenger RNA of Lacerta agilis (Sand lizard), 1857 nucleotides long. RefSeq names its product transcriptional adaptor 2A (gene TADA2A). The transcript is spliced from 16 exons. Gene Ontology annotation, cellular component: nucleus; SAGA-type complex. Gene Ontology annotation, molecular function: zinc ion binding; transcription coactivator activity; chromatin binding. Bases 270 to 1610 code for a protein of 446 amino acids. Gene Ontology annotation, biological process: chromatin remodeling; regulation of transcription by RNA polymerase II. The record is from RefSeq and is a predicted model, not a curated record. Lineage: Eukaryota; Metazoa; Chordata; Lepidosauria; Squamata; Lacertidae.